Messenger RNA from Opisthorchis viverrini, 324 nucleotides. RefSeq lists its product as hypothetical. The record is from RefSeq and is a predicted model, not a curated record. Gene Ontology annotation, biological process: glutaminyl-tRNAGln biosynthesis via transamidation; mitochondrial translation. Bases 1 to 324 code for a protein of 107 amino acids. Lineage: Eukaryota; Metazoa; Platyhelminthes; Trematoda; Opisthorchiida; Opisthorchiidae. The transcript is spliced from 2 exons. Gene Ontology annotation, cellular component: glutamyl-tRNA(Gln) amidotransferase complex; mitochondrion. Gene Ontology annotation, molecular function: glutaminyl-tRNA synthase (glutamine-hydrolyzing) activity.
AUGGUUGCAGCUUUCCAGGAGGUGGAUUUUCUCCUCACACCAGUUAGUCUUGGACCACCCACUUACCUGUCAGAUUUCACCCAGCUAGAUAACAGAACACGAACAACAUUGGACGAUGUCUGCACAGUCGGCGCAAAUCUUGCUGGUAUGCCUGCGCUUUCGUUACCCAUCUGCCUGUCUCCGUCCACUGGCCUACCCCUGAGUCUUCAACUGAUCGGUCCGGAAUUAAGCGAACCACGGCUUCUGAGACUUGCAGCUUCCAUCGAAUCGCGUGCUGCUUUUCCCAAGCUAGUGAAUGUUGUGAAACUGCUUGACUCUAUAUAG